Messenger RNA from Closterium sp. NIES-67, 508 nucleotides. The record is from the annotation of a GenBank genome assembly. NCBI's taxonomy places the organism in Eukaryota, Viridiplantae, Streptophyta, Zygnematophyceae, Desmidiales, Closteriaceae.
AUGGGAAGAAGGCAAUACAGUGCAAGUGGCUGGCAAAAAUCAAGACGGAUGAGAAAGGAGAGCCAUCAGUUUACAAGAGCAGGCUGGUGGCAAAGGGGUUUCAGCAGAAAGAGGAGGAAGAUUACAAAGAAGUGUUUGCCCCAACUGCUAAGUCUCCAACGCUACGUGUGCUGCUGGCGGUAGCUGCUGUGCGCAAAUGGAAGGUGAAGCAGAUGGACAUCAUAACCGCUUUUCUGUACGGCAUUGUGGAAGAGGAGUGAUAGCAAGAGAGCCAUUGCCAUGGCACGCAAUGCAGUUCUUCAUGGGUUGAACAAGCACAUGAGGAUCAAGUGGCAUUGGCUGCGGAAGGAGGUGAAGCUUGGGACACUGGAUCCGAUCUACGUGAAAACUCAGCAACAGCCAGCCGACUUCCUUACCAAGCGGCUAGCUGAAGAGCCACACUGGCGCUGUGCGAGAAUGGCGGGAAUGUCCAUGAACUAGAGACGGCGAAACAAGCCGACAGUCUGAG